GGGUCGCGUGCGUGCGAGGGGGGCGACGUAAGGGCGCUCCGCGAGCCCGUCUCUCCUCGAAUGAAAGGAAACAACCUCCGGCGACAGAGCCCCGCUCUCAGGCACUGCUGGAGAACCGAGACCGACUUCUUUCUCUUUACCCUCAUUGGCGCUUCUCUCCUGCAGUCCGCCUCUGGGCCCUGCUGCAUUUCUUGAGGCUUAAAGUGGCAUUCUAAAGACAAUUUAAAAAUCAUGUCAAGCUCAGUUGAACAGAAAAAAGGGCCUACAAGACAGCGCAAAUGUGGCUUUUGUAAGUCAAAUAGAGACAAGGAAUGUGGACAGUUACUAAUAUCUGAAAACCAGAAGGUGGCAGCGCACCAUAAGUGCAUGCUCUUUUCAUCUGCUUUGGUAUCAUCACACUCUGAUAAUGAAAGUCUUGGUGGAUUUUCUAUUGAAGAUGUCCAAAAGGAAAUUAAAAGAGGCACGAAGCUGAUGUGUUCUUUGUGCCAUUGUCCUGGAGCAACAAUUGGUUGUGAUGUGAAAACAUGUCACAGGACAUACCACUACCACUGUGCAUUGCAUGAUAAAGCUCAAAUACGAGAGAAACCUUCACAAGGAAUUUACAUGGUCUAUUGCCGAAAACACAAGAAAACUGCACAUAACUCCGAAGCUGAUUUAGAAGAAAGUUUUAAUGAACAUGAACUGGAGCCCUCAUCACCUAAAAGUAAAAAGAAAAGUCGCAAAGGAAGGCCAAGAAAAACGAAUUUUAAAGGGCUGUCAGAAGAUACCAGGUCCACAUCCUCCCAUGGAACAGAUGAAAUGGAAAGUAGUUCCUAUAGAGAUAGGUCUCCACACAGAAGCAGCCCUAGUGACACCAGGCCUAAAUGUGGAUUUUGCCAUGUAGGGGAGGAAGAAAAUGAAGCACGAGGAAAACUGCAUAUAUUUAAUGCCAAGAAGGCAGCUGCCCAUUAUAAGUGCAUGUUGUUUUCUUCUGGCACAGUCCAGCUCACAACAACAUCAAGAGCAGAAUUUGGAGACUUUGAUAUUAAAACUGUACUUCAGGAGAUUAAACGAGGAAAAAGAAUGAAAUGUACACUUUGCAGUCAGCCUGGUGCUACUAUUGGAUGUGAAAUAAAAGCCUGUGUUAAGACUUACCAUUACCACUGUGGAGUACAAGACAAAGCUAAAUACAUUGAAAAUAUGUCACGAGGAAUUUACAAACUAUACUGUAAAAAUCAUAGCGGAAAUGAUGAGAGAGAUGAAGAAGAUGAGGAACGAGAGAGUAAAAGCCGAGGAAAAGUAGAAAUUGAUCAGCAACAACUAACUCAGCAGCAACUUAAUGGAAACUAGGUUCAUGGGACAGAGUUAGAAAACUGGGAAUGAAUAAGACAUCCAUAACUACUAUUCUUUUUUCACUGUUUUCUAAAAUCAAAAAGGGUUUGUAACUUUUUACUGCCCAACUCUUAGAUCCUUCAUUGAACUGCCUAAAAAUGUCUUGUUUGUUUUAUGAGCCUUCACUAGAAGGCUGAGUUUGACAUGUUGAUAUUACGUAGCUAUAGUUUGCAGUUUCCGGGAAGCAAUUGAAACACUAUUAACCCUGUGUAUAGUGUCAACAGUUAAAGCAGACGAAACGAAGUAAGCUAUAUUUCUGGACUGAACAAAGUUCUGCUGUUUAGAGCAUUUAAGUUUGUUUAGUGGAUCCAUACUCAAAGGAAAGCAUAAGCAAAUUUUCCUUUACAAUGCAAACAUGCCACUGGUGGCAGCACAUGGUAAUUUGUGGAUUUUUUUUUCAUACUCAAGCAAUGGAGGCUAGAAAUGAAGAGAACCUUCUUUUUCUCUUGACUUUGACAGCACAUGCUAAAAAUCUCUUCCAAGAAGUACGCUAAAGCUUUUCAUUUGGUUCCUGUUAAAGUUGUUCUCACUGACCAGCAUGGACUCAGGCAACUGGUAAUUAUAAGCUAUGAGCUCCAGUGCUUUUGCCAAAAUUCUCUUGACAGCACACCUCCUCUCUUUCCAUGUUAUGCAAAGGACUUCUGGCAAAAUGAUUGAGUCCUUCAAGUUUAAACUAACAUUUGGCAACAGCAAAUUAAACGUUUUUAAGAUGUAAAGAAAGGGUUACUGCUUGCUAAGGACUUCAGACACCAUGUCCGAAACCUGUUCCUCUCAAGUGCCCUGUUGUGUGGAACACUUCACAUAUUGGCGCAAAGUACGUAAGGAGGUCUCAUGUGCUGUAGGAGUAAAAAAGUCUUUGCAUAAAACAGUAUUUAUUUUUACUUUUGUGACCACUAUUUUAGAAACUUUAUUUAAUAUUUUAAUGUUUUCAGUCAUUGCUUUGGUUAUCUAUAAAAUAGGCUUUUGUGCCCUACUUUUCUUCUUGUAGGGCUUGGUGGUGUUUUAUCGAUUGUCAGAAUUGUUUUUGAAAGCCUAAGAACCCAGCUUUUUAGAAAGGAUUUUCACACUGGCAUUUCUAGGUAGUGAUAUUUUCUUCCACUUACCUGCUGAAGCACAUUUAUGCAUUUCUUUAUGGCAAAACCAAAUAACUUUAGUUGUGGUCUGCCUGAUACUACCAUAGCACCUCAAUACCAAGGGGAGGGAUUUUGACUAGUUGAAUUAUUAAGCCACCACAAUAAAGCAGAUUUUUAAAUAAGAAAUAAUCAUGUUAACUUGACUGUACAUUGAGAUAUUGUGCAGCUGAUAGAGCAGCAUUUUUAAAAUGUAACAGGUGGAAAAUUACACUGUGCUUAAUGACUGAUUUUUUUUUAAAACUGCGAGUCCCUUAAGGUCACGUUUGUCAAGUGUGUAUUCACACAUUUACUUAAAUCAAGGGACUCAAUGCUUGCUUUUAUUUUAACCAUCUUUUACUAUUUUUAGAAGGAAACUAGCUUUAGUAGUGGGUUGCCCUAUAUGUUUUCUCUUUUUGCUCUUACUAUGCCAUUGGGUUUUUGUGUGUACGUGAUUUUCACAAUUCAUGACUUGAAGUGCAAGGACAGAUCUAGAUGUUUGUUUACCAAGCUAUGUGACUUCUCCCAAAGGAUCUGUACUUUCUUUCCUUACAACAGCUUGAAAAUCAUUAUUUUAAAAUCCUUAAAUCACUGUGUCUAGAUCAUUUUUUACAUUGUGUGCCAUAGACUUACCCAUGGGAUAACAGAGCUCCUUCAUUUUUGGACAACUACUGUAAUCAUUUUUUUUUUUUUGGGUAAAAUGGAAGGUGCCAGGGGUAAUCAUGGCCAGUCAAUAAUUAUAUAAAGGAGUUCAAAUACUAUAGCUGUCAGUUGAUGAAUUUGUUAUGUAGUAAAAUGUAUGACUUUGUGUGGGUUUCUUCAGCCCUUUUUCUGCCACUAGCAACCAGAAUAGCACUUUACCUUUUGGUUGGCUAGAUAAGUGGCUGACUACCUGUUUUUCUCACUGUGGUGUGAUUGGCUAAACAAUCUUGCAUUAAAAAUUCAAAUGUAAAUUGAAUUCACAUGAAAAAUGAUGUUUGGUUGUAAACCUCCAAUGUUUUGAUUCUCUAAUCAUGUUUUCGUCACAUGCUGAGUAAAAGUGCCUUACAAUGUAAAAAUUGUACAGUACUUAUGUUCCCAAGUAGCAUCAUCAUCUUCUGGGUAGUAAUUACAUUGUGGUAUUAAUAUUUAGAAAAAUGGACCUCAGCAGUGUAUUUACUGUACAUCUCUUAAGUCCUUAACUGUAGUUUUAAUAAGCAUGACAUUAUUUGAUAAGUAUAUAACAUUUACAUCAUUUCAAAAAAUACUGCCGUUACUGUCUUUUAUGCAUAUUUUAGCCUGAAAUUUUGAAGCGUCUUUUUUCUUUCUUUCUUUUUUUGUUUUGUUUUUUUUGUUAUUGAUAUUAAACAGUGUAAUCUUUGCAAGCGUAUAUUGAAGAUUAUUCUGGAGCAUUUAUUGCCUUACCAGAAAUGUUAGUAGGAAAUGUUCUUUAGAGUAGAAAGAUAGACUUGAGUUUCUAUACUUUUAAUAAGAGCUCUUUGUUCCUGGGGGGAGGGGGGCAGGGGGUGAAUUUUACUUUCAUCUCAAGUUAUUAAAAACCCACAACUGAAGUAAAUUUUAUUUCAAGGAUCAGCAGUUUUAGAAUUUCAGAUAGUACUUGCUCAGAAGUACAUGCUACUCAAGAUAUUAAGAGAUAACAAGAUCUGUAGAUCUGCUAUUGAAUCAGAAUCUGUGUACUUGAACAAAUGUGUGAAUCUCAAAUAUCUCAAAGAAAAAGAAAAAGUGUUCUAGAGUGUUGUUGCUUUUUUAAAAAAGCGCUGAAGUUAGACCAAGGUAUACAGUUUUGUUCUAACAGACAUUUAGGUUAAUUGUAAAGAUAAGGAAUGCAUUAUGGGUCAAAAAUCAAACAUUCCUCUCAUGUUAUGUAUAUUUUGUUCCUGUUGUAUUGGCUUUAUUUUCAAAAUUGUAGUUUGUAGUAUUAGUUUCCUUUUAUUGGUAUUCUUGCAUAUACUAUUCAUUCAAUAAAUGACUUAUGACUUUCA
Messenger RNA from Nomascus leucogenys (northern white-cheeked gibbon), 4462 nucleotides. RefSeq names its product PHD finger protein 6 (gene PHF6). The record is from RefSeq and is a predicted model, not a curated record. Gene Ontology annotation, cellular component: nucleus. NCBI's taxonomy places the organism in Eukaryota, Metazoa, Chordata, Mammalia, Primates, Hylobatidae.